Messenger RNA from Suillus subalutaceus, 1631 nucleotides. Its product is annotated as major facilitator superfamily domain-containing protein. Gene Ontology annotation, biological process: transmembrane transport. Gene Ontology annotation, cellular component: fungal-type vacuole membrane. Bases 72 to 1391 code for a protein of 439 amino acids. Gene Ontology annotation, molecular function: transmembrane transporter activity. The transcript has 12 exons. The record is from RefSeq and is a predicted model, not a curated record. Lineage: Eukaryota; Fungi; Basidiomycota; Agaricomycetes; Boletales; Suillaceae.
AGUACAGUUGCUCUUUCCCUCCUACUCUCCAUUGGGCCUGACCUCUUCUCUGCGCAUUGGCAGGAGAGGCCAUGUCACUAAGUGUAGAGGCCUUGCAGGGCAGUCAUGUCUCGUCUUACGAUACACAGAAAACAGGAGCAGCUGUUGACCCGAAAAUCCCGGAUGAACAAAUUUCUCAAAAGCACGUAACACAUCCUGGUGAAGCACCAGAUGGAGGAAUAAGGGCAUGGCUUGUGGUUUUUGCCGCCGCAUCGGUUAUGUUCUCUACGCUUGGUUUUCUACUUUCAUGGGGUAUCUUCCAAGCGUAUUACGAGGAAAAUCUACUACUCCACACUUCUCCUUCAACUAUAGCAUGGAUCGGUUCUACGCAGUAUGCGCUCGCGUGCCUUCCAUCGCUUGCAACGGGGCGAAUGUUUGACCUGGGGUAUUUCAAAAUACCGUUCUUCGCCGCUACCUGCGUCCUCGUCGCAUGCACUUUCCUGACCGCAGAAUGCACUCAAUUCUGGCAGUUCUUUCUAACACAGGGCGUCGGUGUUGGCGUAAGCUGUGGUAUCAUGUGGAAUCCUGCGGUGGUCAUUGUGCCACAAUGGUUUUCCAAAAGACGUGGCUUGGCUUUGUCGCUCACCACCAUUGGGACUGUGCUCGGCAGCAUCGUGUUUCCUGUAGCGGCACAAAAUUUGAUUCCAUUAAUUGGGUUUAAAUGGACAGUCCGCGUGUUUGGAUUCAUUUUGAUGGCUACCCUGGGGACAGCCAACGUAUUACUGAAACGACGGCUCCCACCCGUCAACAUUCGUGGGGGACUCUUCAAUUUCAAUGCAUUUCGCAACAAAGCAUUUACCAUCUAUUGCAUCUCAGGAAUUAUGAUCGUUUUAGGUCUUGAUACAGAGUUAACAUAUCUCCCUGUGAGCGCCGUAGCAAUUGGCGUCUCGAAAGAUUUUUCAUUCUAUACACUCGCGAUCGCCAAUGCGGCGUCUGCGUUGCGUGUGUCAUUUGGGCUGAUGUCAGAUAAAAUCGGCGCUAUCAACACCAUGGUAGUUAUGACAGCUGUAACAGGGAUCGCGACAAUAGUUUGGCCAUUUGCCAAAAAUGAAUCCCAGCUUAUUGCAAUUGCUGCCAUUUACGGAUUCUCCCUCGGAGCAUAUGUAUCUCUGUACUCUGCACCUCUUGUAGCAAUGGGGCAAAUGGAAGAUGCAGGGCGUCGAGUGGGAAUGUUCAUGUCCCUCAUUGCUCUCGGAGGCGCUGCGGGUCCUCCGAUAUCAGGUGCCAUCAGUACUGCGACAGGAGGGUUUGUCGCUGCGGGUUAUUAUUCAGGUGGCAGCAUUAUAUUUGGUGUUGCAUUGCUACUGGUGGCACGGUACCUCCAUCUCGGACGGCUAUGGGGCAAAUUUUGAAUGAUCGUUCAGUGAGGCGAAUAUAGCAUUCUCAAUGUGUUCUCUAGAACGUUGGAGAAGGGGUGAAUGAUUCAUGUGUGGUGCCGGGCACCAUCAACGCUGCAUGCCAUAUUCAUAACGAACUCGUAUGAUAAUUUGUUGGACUCUUUAGUCUUUCUUAUUGUUCUUGUUUUAUUCUACCUUUGCCUGUGUGAUCGGUUGACGAAAACAAGACCAGAGAUUGUCCGGCACUUCGCGUUU